AUGGCAACUCCUGCACUUGGGCUCAUCAAGAUGUCAUUGUUAAUUCAGUACUACCUGCUCUUCAACAUGCGCCGAUACAUUCGCAUCUGCGUCUGGGUCGGUGCCGUCGUCUUUGGCCUCUUCUACAUCUCAGUCACCAUCACUGCCUUUGUGCUUAAUAGCCCAUGGGACGGUGAUUCGCUACUCGAGACUGUUGUUUCGUGGCACUACCUGAAAUUUGCCGAUUUUGCGAUACCGACAGGCGUCAUUGGCAUGGUAUUCGAUUGGUAUCUGUUCUUCCUUCCAUUGCCGGCCGUUUGGGCUCUUCACUUGAGCACAUCGAGGAAAAUCGGAAUCUCGCUCGUCUUUGCGACUGGUCUCAUGGCCGCUGUCGCCUCUGUCGUUACACUCUACUAUCGAGUCAAGAUCCAGAGCGAUUUAUCAGACGUCACUUGGAAGGUGGGCUAUGUGCUCCUCUGGUCGCAAGUCGAGAUGUUUGCUGGCGUAACGGCCUCAAGUAUGCCGGCUGUCCGGCAAUUCUUCAGCCGACAAGAGCGUCUCAUGUCGUGGGGCUCAUCGCUCAAGCGCACUAUCAUCGGCGGUUCCUCCCGCAACUCAUCUAGCGCCGGCCAACUUCCAGGUCAUGUUGCGACACUACAGCCAUAUGCAAGCUCGGGAACGAAGAAGAGCGGCGUGGAGACGGAAAAGGAGCGAGAUGAUCAUGUUGAAGCCGGCCGUCACGACUCCCACUUUAGGAUGAGCCGGGACAGCGCAUCCAGCUUAGUGAAAGAUGACGCCACAAUGUCGUUGAAAUCAGUCAGCGUUGGUAGCUGGUAA
Molecule: messenger RNA, 816 nt
Organism: Parastagonospora nodorum SN15
Lineage: Eukaryota; Fungi; Ascomycota; Dothideomycetes; Pleosporales; Phaeosphaeriaceae
Exons: 2
Coding region: 1-816 (271 amino acids)
Source: RefSeq, a predicted model, not a curated record